AUGUCGCAUUUCCCACACUCGUCGUUGCUACACUGUCCCUGCCCUCCCCAUUUUGCUCAUUCGUUUCCGUGGCUACCCGCGCAACUUUCGGCAAAGCUCUCUCGAAGUUCGAGCAUAGAGACAACUGGGAGUGACGAGCUGCGUCUCGCGGCUCUUCUGGUACUAAAAUUACGACACCGAGUUUCAACAGAUGACGAAGAUGCUGUGGCGGAUAAGCUGGUCUCUGUCACUCGCGCUCCUCCUCGUGUCGCUAGUCAAAGGCUUGUCGCACAGCAACCCACCGACGAAUCUCAUCCUCAAUGGAGACAUGGAAGAACCCGGGUUUCCGGGUCGAUUAAGUACGUGCGGCUCGAGCACUGGCCCGCAGCCUCCGGCGAUCAUAGCGUCGCUCUCAACGGCCACGGGCCUGCGACUCUCGCGCAGCGUGUGGUAACCCGACCGGGCGAAUUCUACUUCGUGCACUUCGAACUCACUGGGGACCCUGGUUUGGAAGACGAGGGGGCCGUGCGAUCGCUGCGGGUGAGCGUGAUGGACGAGGAAAGUGGGGCUCCAGUUACCGCGCGAACAUACGAAUUCGACACGUUUUCGCACGGAGGUGCGGAAGAGGCGAAACGCAGUCGCGAAGGGAUGGGGUGGCGGUCGCACACGCUUGCGUUCGAAGCACCUGGCGCCGCGGUCACUCUGCUGUUUGCGUCGACGACUCCCGGAAUUCACGGUCCCGUUAUUGACAACGUGCGAGUGCACAAGCAAAAUGCCACGUCAGCGUUCCUCCACUCUCCAAACACGCUCUACCAUUCCCCGACCAUCGACACUGUGGGACCCGCCGCCACCCCCGAGGCGUGCGGGCGACGCUGCCUCGAGAUCCCCGACUGCCGCGGCUUCUCUAUUGACAUCCCCGUUCCCGGUUUAAGCGACGGUUCGGUACAGUGCCAUUUGAAGAUGCAUAUGAAGAAACCAUCCGUGGUAGGGCAGAACCGAGCGGACUCGUACGUUCUGAAGCGCGCCGAGUGCUCGUUUGGGCACAGUAACGCGGUGCAAUGUCCGGACAUGCUGCCUAUAUCGGGGAUGCUGCCCAUGGCGUGUGUUGCGCACAAGUCGGCGAAGCGCCAGACAGAGCACCCCUUCGCCGGAACCUGCAAGGCGCUAAAGCGGACGAAUCUAUGCCCUUACGCGGGUGGUUACUUCGCUAAAGGGUUCGGUAAUAUCGGGAGCGCGGACGACUACAGGCGGUGUUCGUGCGUGGAGGGAUCGGGAGGAAUCGCGCGGUUGCAAUGCGGACACGUGGUGUAA
Molecule: messenger RNA, 1290 nt
Organism: Closterium sp. Yama58-4
Lineage: Eukaryota; Viridiplantae; Streptophyta; Zygnematophyceae; Desmidiales; Closteriaceae
Source: the annotation of a GenBank genome assembly